Molecule: messenger RNA, 3837 nt
Organism: Trichomonas vaginalis G3
Lineage: Eukaryota; Parabasalia; Trichomonadida; Trichomonadidae
Exons: 1
Coding region: 1-3837 (1278 amino acids)
Source: RefSeq, a predicted model, not a curated record
AUGUCAAAAAUUCCAACAAGGAUUGGAAAUAAAACAAAAGAGGAUCCAGUAAAAACUAAGAGAUUAGCUAUUAUUACAUCUUCUCUUCUUCAAGAGCUUCAACAUUACGAAAAUGUCGAAAAAUCUUAUUCAGAACUUAAAAAUAACUUUAAUGAAUUAAUGGGCAUUGCAGAUUCUGCAGAAGAAGCAAUGAAUACAGUCUUUAUGGAACAUAGAAGAGAUUUUGAGGCAGAAUCUUCUAAAUUCGGAGAAAAAAUUACUUCAAUUAUCAGUACGAUUUUCGAAAACAUGUCGAAAAAUGAAGAAGGUAUCAAUAGGCUUACGAAUUCUAUUCCAAAACUAUUAACAUUAACAGAAAAUUAUCAAAACCGAAUUUCUCAAUUAGAAGAUCAAAUAUCACAUCUACAAGCAUCUGCUGUAAGUAAUGUUAACGAUUCUUUGCUUAAAGAUGCAAAUAACAAGAUUAUUGAACUUACUGCUCAAAAUUCCUCUUUAAAGCAGCAAUUACAGUCCAAAGAUGCAGAGAUAAACAAUUAUCAACAAAUUCAAUUAGAAAGCACUACAGAAAAAUCUGCUUUUCAACUUCAAAUUUCAAAAUACGAAUCUGAAAUCAAUAAUUUAAAGCAGCAACUAGCAAAGGAGCAAGAAGAAAAGAACAAUCAAUCAAAUAACCUCAACUACAUCCUAAAUGAAAAGGAAGAUUCACAGAAACAAAUCAAAGACUUAAAUGUUACUCUUAGUCUUCUUAAAACAGAACGUGAUACUGCAAUUAACCAAUUAUCAGAAGCUCAGAGCAAAAUUGUGAGCAUUCAAUCUGAAUUUUCUCAAUAUAAACUACAAAAUGAAGAAAAACUUGCUUCAAAUGAAAAGAAUUUAAUUCAAUUGCAGUCUUUGAUUACAUCUUUAACAGAAGAACGUGAUUCUGCUCGUAAAGAACUCAAAAACAAGGAAGAUUUCAACUUAAUUCUUUCAAAAGAAAGAGAGAAUCUUAUUAAAGAGUCACACGAUAAAGAUCUAUUGAUACAAACUAUGUCUAAUGAGAAAACGGCCCUUAAUAAAGUAAUUGAAGAGAAAUCAUCUGCAUUCAGUAAAAUUAGUAUCCAAAGUAGCACUGUAAUGAGUCAAUUGACUGAGAAGUCCAAUAUUAUCGAUCACUUAACCAAAGAAAAAGACGAAACCAUUGAAAAAUUGAAAGAUCAGAUCAAAGAUCUCGAAAAUCAGAUCAACAAUAUAAAUGAUUCACAUAAUGAGGAACUACAGAGACUCAGAGCUGAAAAGGAUGCAGCAAAUUCCCUUCUUACAGAAAAAAUGAAGUUAAUAAAUGAACUAAAAGAGGAUCAUAAGCAGUCAUCCAUCAAGAUUACGGAGUUGUCAACCGAUAAAAUCACUCUUAUCUCUCAAAUUUCUGACAAAGACAAACAAAUUUCGAAUCUUACGCAACAAAGUGGUCAAAACACAGAAUUAAUGCAACAACUCAACAAGGCAAGGACGGAACGUGAUGAUGUCAUUCAGAAAUUGAGUGAUCAAAUGAAAGAAAACAAUAAAUUAGAAAUCAAAAUUUCUGAAUUAGAAUUAAAGAUCGAAUCAUUAGCCAAAGACUCAGAAACAAACAUUUCAUCAGUACAGUUUUCAUUUACAUCAAGAAUCAAUGAUCUUUCGAACAAAAUCAGAGAACUCGAAGAAGAAAAAACAAAAUUUGAGAAAACAAUUAAAGAAAAAGACCAAUUAACAGCCAAACUCACUGCAGAAAGGGACAACGCGAUCAAGCAGAUGAAUGAGAACUCAAGUUCCAUUAUUUCUUCUGUUGCAAAAGAGAAAGAAAAUCUAAAUUCAAUAAUUAAUCAAUUAAACAAAGAAAAAACAGAAUUAGCAGCUAAACUCAAUGAAAAAACAGAAGAGAAUGAAUCAAAGUCAUUUUUACAGAAGCAGUUAUCAGAACAGAUUAUAUUUGUUCAUAAACUAACAGAAGAAAAAGAUUCAAUCAACAAAAAACUUGAAAAAUUAACAGAAUCGAAAACAUCUGUUGAAAAACAAUUGUCAGAACAAUUAAUACUUGUCCAUAAACUAACAGAAGAAAAGGAAUUAAUUAACAAGAAAUACCAGGAACUAAAUGAUUCCCAGAUUGGUUUGACAAUAGAAAAAGAGAGUUUAGUUAAACAAUUGCAUGAAAAAUACCAAGAAGUACAAAAACUAACAAAAGAAAAAGAAGAAAUACAAAAGACAUUUAACCAAUUAAACACUUCAAAAGAAGAUCAAAAAUCAAUAGAAUUCCAACAAUUAAAACUAAGAAUUUCAGAUUUAGAAUCACUAACAUCUAAGUUGAGAGAAGACAACAAUAAUUUCAAAGAAAACAACCAAAAGAUUUCAUCCGAAAUCAGUGAUUUAAUGAUAGAAAACAAGAAACUAACAAUAGAAAACAACCAAUUACAGAAAGAUCUUAAAGAUGUUGAUCAAAAGAAGAAAGAAAAUGAAACAAAUUACUUAGAAAUCAAAACUAAAUUUGAAUUUUUAAGUAAAGAAAUGGAAAGAAUUAAGAAAGAAAAUGAAAAACUUGAUGGACAAAACCAAGAUUUCGAAAAGAUUAAACAAGAAUUAGAUAAAGCAAAGACAGAACUUGGUGUCAAAUCAUCAUCUUUGAUUGAUUCUCUUAAUAAAAACAAUGAAUUAUUGAAACAAAACAAUUUAUUAGUUUCAAGAUUUAAAGAAAGCGAAACUAAGAACAAAGAAUUAGAAAUGAAAGCAAAUGAUAUAAAGAAUUCAAUGACAUUGACUAUUGCUACUCUCCAAGGAAAGAUUGAUGAAUACGAAGAAGAGAAAGUAACAAAAGAAGAAUUGUUGAAACAAAUGAAAUUAGUUGUUGAAGAAAGAGAUGAAUUGCAACAUUAUUUGGAUGAAGCAAGAGAACAAAUAACAGAAUUAACAAUAAAAGCAGCAAAAUCAGAAAGAGAAUUCCUUUUGGAACAAGAAAAUAAAGACUUAAGAGAUAGAUUGGCUUCUUCUGAUAUAAUGUUGAAUACUUAUACUCAGUUAAACACUAUUUUAGAUGGAAGAGUUAAGCAACAAAAUGAACAAAUAUCAAGAUUACCUUCUGCUCCUUCAACUCCUGUUGUUAAGAAGACAUCAAUUGGAGUUUCUCCGCUAAAAACACCACAAAAAGAAGAAGAACAUGUUUCAUUGAAUGUUAUUGGUCAAAAAGAUUAUUCAGAAGAGAUUUCGAUUCUUCAAAGCAGUCUUAAUAUUUCUAGAAAAGAAAUAUCAAGACUACAAGAUGAAUUAAGUCUGAGUAAGAUGAAUAAUAUCUAUCCGAAGCUUGAGAGGAAAAAGAUCAAGAUACAGAACUUGAAGAAGGAAAUUGAAGAACUCAAUAAGAAGAUUGAUCAAAUUCAGUCAGAAAACAUUGUUGGAACAGAAGAAAUCAAGAAACUAAGAAUUCUAUCUUCACAAUAUUCUGCAGGAGAAAUGAGAGCGAGAGCAGAAUUGUCUAAAUUAGAAGUUCAACUAUCAUCAAUGAUUCAACAUAUGAAAAUUAGUGGAAUGAAUCCAUUAUUCAUUCCUUCUGUUGAUAUCAUUAAUGAUUCAGUUAAUAAAGAACUUGUUGAGAGAUUUAUGACGAGAAUAACAGAGCGAAUGGAUAAAGUCGAAACAGAGAUGUUCCAGAAGAUCGUUAAAUUGGAAAGUACAAUUCGAUCAAUGAUCAUCAGAGUUGACAACUUUUCAAACACAAAAACACAAAGAAUAUCAAUCUACAACAGGAAAGCUAUGACACCAACAAAACUGAAGUCAAAUAGAUUAUAUUUCGAAUCAGAAUCGAUUCCAGAUGCCAGAAUAUAUACUUAA